This is a messenger RNA of Penicillium malachiteum, 879 nucleotides long. Its product is annotated as endonuclease/exonuclease/phosphatase family protein. Bases 1 to 879 code for a protein of 292 amino acids. The record is from RefSeq and is a predicted model, not a curated record. The transcript has a single exon. Gene Ontology annotation, molecular function: 3'-5'-RNA exonuclease activity. NCBI's taxonomy places the organism in Eukaryota, Fungi, Ascomycota, Eurotiomycetes, Eurotiales, Aspergillaceae.
AUGAAGUCCACACCAAAGCUUCCUGUCCGCAUACUGACCCAUAACAUUCGGUAUGCAACCAGCUCCCCAUUCAAGGGAGAAGUUCCGUGGACCGAACGCAGACAGCUUCUUUUGAAUGAACUGGAAUAUCAUACUCGAUAUGUGAAUGAGACAUUUGUUUGUCUUCAAGAGGUUCUUCACAACCAACUCGAGGAUAUCCGUGCCGGUUUAAACCCAUCCCAUGGAACAUUGAGUCCAAAAUGGGCUUACAUCGGUGUUGGUCGCGAUAAUGGACAUAAAGCCGGUGAAUAUUCGCCAAUAUUCUAUCAGCCGUCAAUUUGGAAUUUACAACACUGGGAAACGGUCUGGCUCUCCGAAACUCCAGAUGUACCGUCAAAGAGCUGGGACGCGGCCUCGAUUCGUAUCGUUACUAUUGGCGUCUUUACCCAUCGUGAGUCUGGCAAUACGGUGCUUGCUCUGAACACACACUUGGAUGAUCAAGGCUCGGAGUCACGACUCGAGGCAGCACGAAUUAUUCUGUCCAAGAUUAGCGAAUACCAGCAAGGAGAAUUUGGGGGCUUGAUUUCGGGCACAUUCUUAUCUGGUGACUUGAAUAGCCAAGAGGAGCAGGAGGCAUAUUCUGAGCUGACAACAACGGGGAGACUAUUGGAUACUUACAAGUCGGUUCCUGCUCUGCGACGGUAUGGCCACCACAAUACCUUCACUGGAUUUGGCUACGGUAGAGCACCGCCUAAGCGCAUUGAUUUUAUCCUAUUGGCUCCCGAAGGAAAUCAAAGUUGGCGAGUCGAUGGGUAUUCGGUUGUGCCCAAUAGAUUUGAUGAUGAGGUGUAUAAUUCAGAUCACUGUGCAGUGAUCGCUGACCUGAUGUUGGUGGGCUAG